CGUACUACUGGAAUUCCAACGUCCCCGCGCGCUUUAUAAGGAGGGUGAUGCAACUGAGAGAGAACAGAGCAGAUCAGAAGAGAACAGAGGAACGGAGGAGAGGAAGAUCAGAGCGCAGACUAGUCACUGAGUCAGUCAGUGUUCUUCUCUCUCUGAUACAACACACACAGGCGACUAUAAUAAUGAUGCUUCAGCAUCCCGGACUGGGUCCUUCGGAGAUCAGUGCUUCGGCCCUGGUGCCCUGCCUGUCCCCCCCGGGGUCUCUCACGUUGGACGACUUUACCAACUUCACACCGCUGGUGAAAGAGGAGCUCCGGCUGGCCAUCCAGAACAAGCGGCUGUCCAACGGCAUGAGCCCAGUGAUGAAGGACUGCCCGAGUUCCAGCUCCGAGAGGCCUGUGGAGCAGCCAGUGGUCAAAAGAGAGUUGACUCUAGAGGAAUAUGAAAGGAGGAAAAGAAGACGAGAACGGAACAAGAUCGCUGCAGCCAAGUGCCGGAACAAGAAGAAGGAGAAGACAGACUGUCUGCAGAAGGAGUCGGAGAAGCUGGAGUCCAUCAACGCCGAACUGAAGGCCCAGAUUGAGGAGCUAAAGAGUCAGAAACAGCAGCUGGUCUACAUGCUGAACCUGCAUCGACCCACCUGCAUCGUCCGCGCCCAGAACGGCCAGACGCCCGAGGACGAGAGGAACCUCUUCAUCCAGCAGAUCAAGGAGAGUACGCUGCAGGACUUGAUGGUGUCCCCGAUUGGAUCGAGUCACACAUCUACAUCCAGCUCCUGUGGUCACCACUGACUUCUUGUGAUGCGAGGUUGGAUUCAUCUCUCCCCAACGCCUCGUAGUCGGCGAUGUCGUCAACCAUCCCGAAGAAGAAGCUGAAGUCGUCUCCGCUCCUCAUCUUAGGGACUCUCACAUGGUGAAAAGGGACUGGACACCUGAGGGUUCCCCUGAAACCAUCCAGGGCUGUAAAGGGACCACAGCCUGUCAGGAAGACUUCAUAGCACUAAACAAACAUGUUGUUGUUGCUGUUGUUGUUGUUGUCGCACACACAAACACACGUUUUUAUUUAAUUUUAUUUCACUUUGCCCUAGCACUGUUGCCCAGGAUGACUCACUGUGCAAAGGUUGGUCAUCCUGCAAGUUAUUAUUACUGUUUCUGUUAUUGUCCAUUUAGGCUGAUGUAAUGAGUCAGUGGAGACUGGUGAGGUCAAAGGUCAGUUAAGGUUAAUGUUUACAGGAUUCCCAGUCGUGAUACUUCCCUGCGAAAAAAGGCUCAUUGCUGCGGUAAUAAUUGAAACCAUUAGUAUUUACAGUGAGAUGUGACAAGGAUGGGCGUUUCUUAAUUUUAAUGUCGUCUGGAAAUGUGUCUUUUGUACAUGGGAAUGUGGAAUAAUAGAGUGUUACCUCUGCAUUUUAGGGAGGUGUCCGUGAAUUUUGGUACCACACCUGCCCAGACUUUGUGUUCAUUUGGUUUUGUUGUGCAGCAGCCUUCAGAAGUGCCUGCCAACUGCUCGGGGGGAGGCGGGUGUGUGCGUGCAUGUGAGCGUGUGUGUGUGUGAGAACACUGGUGAUUUUGAAAGAUAAGUCUGAAGUGGCGGUUCUCUUGAAGUCCCGUGCUGGUGAAACAGGAAGUCGGUCUCUCUGACCCGCCGCGGGUCUAAAAUACAGCCUGUGGAAAACGUCGAUCAGAGCUACGGAGGAGGGAGAGCGGCACGCCUCGGAGGCUCCUGCCGAGGCCCUCUUUAUUUACUAAGCUAUGCUUGUGUGUGUAGGCAUGCAAGGACCUUACUCUGACGUAACCGCACACAGCAACUCCUCUCGACUAGAACAAAAGCUUGCGAUGUAUUUAUUGAUGGUAUUGUAUGUUAACUUGUAUGUAAAGGUGUUAUAAUGAUGUUUUAUGGAGUCAGUAGACUGCUGCAUCACCGGGGUCUCUCUGAGCGAUCGCGAUUUUUACAGCUGAAGUAAAUGGCUGCCGCGCUCAGAGCUCUGGCCUCCCUCUCCGUGUUUCGGCCCCUCGUUCCCCGAUCUUUGAGCGUCACUGAGCCGAGAUCCUUGAGAAACUCUUGGAAAACCUUUCAAUGUCAACCAUGUGACUGUUGGCGCUCGAAGAAGCGUGGGGCAGGCGACACCGAUUCAGCCGUCAUUUGCAGCUUAUUGGUAUGCAUUUAUUUAUUACGUUUAGCUGCCAUCUAAUGACCCCUGCACGUGUGGCUCAGAGCAAAGAUUGUUGUGCGUGUGUUUGCGAGCGAGAGAGCGUAGAAGACGCAGGCGUCAAUCUUUUUUUGUUUUUAACCCCUGCCAUUACUGUGUAUCCCAUUUACCUGCUAGCAUGCAAGUCAUGAAUAAGGUACUACUGGAUAAAUUAACCAAAAAAGGGAAGCUAAACUUCUUUUAAUGUUAUACCGCUCUUGCGUUGGUGUUUUAUUUUCUUUUUUGCACUUUUUCUGAAAUGACUUUUGAGCUGUUCGUAUGAAGUAUAGUGUAUAGAAGUCAGGAAUUUGAGCUAUGUACAGUUCAACACAAGUACAAUCAGUUCAGGUAAAACCUCAAUUUUCUGCACAUGGAAAUGCACCAAUGAAUUAUUUCUAUACUGUCUGUUAAUUUGUAUUUGAUACUUUAAUAAAAAAAAAG
Messenger RNA from Scleropages formosus (Asian bonytongue), 2629 nucleotides. It is a transcript of the gene atf3, whose product is annotated as activating transcription factor 3. The record is from RefSeq and is a predicted model, not a curated record. NCBI's taxonomy places the organism in Eukaryota, Metazoa, Chordata, Actinopteri, Osteoglossiformes, Osteoglossidae. Bases 48 to 791 code for a protein of 247 amino acids. Gene Ontology annotation, cellular component: nucleus. Gene Ontology annotation, molecular function: DNA-binding transcription factor activity, RNA polymerase II-specific; RNA polymerase II cis-regulatory region sequence-specific DNA binding. Gene Ontology annotation, biological process: regulation of transcription by RNA polymerase II. The transcript has 4 exons.